Molecule: messenger RNA, 1703 nt
Organism: Drosophila simulans
Lineage: Eukaryota; Metazoa; Arthropoda; Insecta; Diptera; Drosophilidae
Gene: Or59c
Product: putative odorant receptor 59c
Exons: 2
Coding region: 255-1490 (411 amino acids)
Biological process (GO): detection of chemical stimulus involved in sensory perception of smell; sensory perception of smell
Cellular component (GO): plasma membrane
Molecular function (GO): odorant binding; olfactory receptor activity
Source: RefSeq, a predicted model, not a curated record
ACAGUCUGGGAAAUGGGAAUAUUUAAACUACUUUUUCUGCGAGUGCUUCACCUUGGCUGUUUGCGUUGCCUAAGACAAUCCUGCGACUAAUGACUUUAUAAGUGCAAACGUGUAGCCUUGGAUGACUCGGGACUCUGUGAUGAAUAAACCAAAAAUGACGCGACAUUAAAAGCAAAUCAGAGUGGCAAUACUGCCGUAUAAAAACCCCUUCGAGCGAAUCUCCGCUCUAGAAGUAUUAAAUCCGGCCCCUUAAGAUGACCAAGUUCUUCUUCAAGCGCCUGCAAACUGCUCCACUUGACCAGGAGGUGAGUUCCCUGGAUGCCAGUGACUACUACUACCGCAUCGCAUUUUUCCUGGGCUGGAACCCGCCCAAGGAGGGUCUGCUCCGAUGGAUCUACGCGCUGUGGACUCUGACCACGAUGUGGUUGGGAAUCGUGUAUCUGCCGCUCGGACUGAGCCUCACCUAUGUGAAGCACUUCGAUAGAUUCACGCCGACGGAGUUCCUGACCUCCCUGCAGGUGGACAUCAACUGCAUCGGGAAUGUGAUCAAGUCAUGCGUGACUUAUUCCCAGAUGUGGCGUUUUCGCCGGAUGAAUGAGCUUAUCUCGUCCCUGGACAAGAGAUGUGUGACUCCGACACAGCGUCGGAUUUUCCAUAAGAUGGUGGCACGGGUCAAUCUCAUCGUGAUUCUGUUCCUGUCCACGUACUUGGGCUUCUGCUUUCUAACCCUGUUCACUUCGGUUUUCGCUGGCAAAGCUCCUUGGCAGCUGUACAACCCACUUGUGGACUGGCGGAAUGGCCAUUGGCAGCUGUGGAUAGCCUCCAUACUGGAGUACUGUGUGGUCUCCAUUGGCACCAUGCAGGAGUUGAUAUCCGACACCUAUGCCAUUGUGUUCAUCUCCUUGUUCCGCUGCCACCUGGCUAUUCUCAGAGAUCGCAUUGCCAAUCUGCGGCAGGAUCCGGAGCUCAGUGAGAUGGAACACUAUGAGCAGCUGGUGGCCUGCAUUCAGGAUCAUCGUACCAUCAUACAGUGCUCCCAGAUCAUUCGACCCAUCCUGUCGAUCACUAUCUUUGCCCAGUUCAUGCUGGUUGGCAUUGACUUGGGCCUGGCGUCCAUCAGCAUCCUCUUCUUUCCGAACACCAUAUGGACGAUCAUGGCGAACGUGUCCUUCAUCGUGGCCAUCUGCACGGAGUCCUUUCCGUGCUGCAUGCUCUGCGAGCAUCUGAUCGAGGACUCCGUCCAUGUCAGCAACGCCCUGUUCCACUCAAACUGGAUAACUGCGGACAGGCGCUACAAGUCGGCGGUUCUGUAUUUCCUGCACCGGGCUCAGCAGCCCAUUCAAUUCACAGCCGGCUCCAUAUUUCCCAUUUCGGUGCAGAGCAACAUUGCCGUGGCCAAGUUCGCUUUCACCAUCAUCACAAUCGUGAACCAAAUGAAUCUGGGCGAGAAGUUCUUCAGUGACAGGAGCAAUGGCGAUAUAAAUCCUUAGAUCCUUCGAGAGCAAGGCAAAGAAAAACGCUUAACCCAAUAUUUGCUGCCCCGUAGUGUUUGCACAUCCACUCAACUUUCCAGAAGUGAUUACACACUCGAAAAACAUCUUCAGUGCCAUGUGGUAAUAAGAAGGGAAACCGGGCCAAAAACCGAAUGAAUAUGCGCCAAAUCCCCAAUACCUGUCGUCAACAUUAAAGUUACACCUAUGAAA